CAAGUUUUUUCUUCGUCCACAAAAAGCGUUUCUCUGCUCUUUUGUUCCCAAACUCCUACAUGCUAAUGGUUGUGGUUCUGUCAGGUGGGAUCAUGGAGUUCGCAGAGCUGAUAAAAACCCCCCGAGUGGACGGAGUCGUGCUGCACCGACCCUUCCUGCCCACCGUGGAGGGGACUCUCUGUCUGACCGGCCACCACCUGAUUCUCUCCUCCAGACAGGACAACACGGAGGAGCUGUGGCUGCUGCAUUCAAACAUCGACUCCAUCGAGAAAAGAUUCAUUGGGUCUUUGGGAACUAUCAUCGUUAAAUGCAAAGACUUGAGGGUGAUCCAGCUUGACGUCCCUGGCAUGGAGGAAUGUCUCAACAUUGCCAACUCUAUUGAGGCUCUGUCCACGCUCGAUUUGGUCUCCUUGAUGUACCCUUUCUUCUACCGGCCCAUGUUUGAAGUCAUAGAGGAUGGGUGGAACUCGUUUCUUCCGCAGGACGCCUUUAAAGAUUUGGAGUCUAUGACAGACGAGUGGAGACUGAGUGAGGUCAACAAAGACUUCAGCGUGUGUCAGUCGUACCCCCCUCUAGUGGUGGUGCCAAAAGACAUCGACGACGACACACUGAAGAAAGUGGCCACUUUCCGCCACGGCGGCCGUUUUCCAGUGCUUAGCUACUAUCACAAGAAGAACGGCAUGGUGAUGAUGCGAGCGGGACAGCCACUGGUGGGGACCAACGGGCGGCGCUGUAAGGAAGACGAGAAGCUAAUCAAUGCCACUUUGAGACCUGGGAAACGGGGAUACGUCAUUGAUACGCGCACCAUCAACGUUGCCCAGCAGGCCAAAGCCCGAGGUGGAGGGUUUGAGUCUGAGGGAAACUACCCACAGUGGAGAAGGAUCCACAAAGCCAUUGAAAGGUCUAACAUCCUCCAGGAGAGCCUGAUUAAGCUUGUGGAGGCAUGUAAUGAUCAGUCCCACAGCAUGGACCGUUGGCUAAGCAAAUUAGAGGCCUCCAGCUGGCAGGCUCAUGUCAAGGAGAUCCUCACCACCGCUUGCCUCGCUGCUCAGUGCAUUGACAGGGAGGGAGCAUCGGUGCUUGUCCACGGCUCGGAAGGGACAGACUCCACUCUCCAGGUGACCUCCUUGGCUCAGAUCAUCCUUGAUCCGACCUGCAGGACCAUCAAAGGCUUCCAGAGCCUCGUGGAGCGAGAGUGGCUGCAGGCGGGUCACCCGUUCCGGCAGCGCUGCGCCCAGUCCGCCUACUCCAACAGCAAGCCUCGCUACGAGGCUCCCGUCUUCCUGCUGUUCUUGGACUGCGUGUGGCAGAUCCUUCGCCAGUUUCCCUGCUCCUUUGAAUUCGGCGAGAGCUUCUUGGUUCUGCUCUUCGAACACGCUUACGCCUCCCAGUUCGGGACUUUUCUCGGCGACGGUGCAGCCGAGAGAGCCAGACUGUCUCUGCCUGAGAAAACUGUUUCCCUUUGGUCGUGGGUGAACCGGCAGCAGGAGCUUGAGCGUCUGACCAACCCGCUCUACGAGGCCAACAGUCUUGUAAUCUGGCCCUCCGUGGCGCCUCAGAGUCUCCUGCUGUGGGAAGGAGUGUUCCUUCGCUGGAACCGGUCCUCCAAGUGUUUGGAUGAGGCUCACGAUGAAAUGGUACAUAUAAUUGAGUACAACAAGGAGCUUCAGAACAAAGUAAACAGUCUGCGCAGGCAGCUGGCACAGCUGGAGACAGAAGAUCCUCUGUUGCAAACGCCUUAGAGUGUGUCGGGGGGGGGAAGAACCUGCAAAAGAUGGUGGAAAAAAGCGGCAAAUGUUGAAAUAAUUGUCAAAGAACAAACUUAUAGGCAACACAUUAGUUUUCAGGCUUGUUCAAGAUUAGAUUAUUCUCAUAUAUUUCAAAACAUGACAUAUUUAUUUUAUUUUCAACACCGUGGCUUACAUUAAACCAUGUUGCCUCAUUAAAGUCUGAGCUAUAAUGAAGGUGAAUGUUUUGUCUCAUAUUCCAAAAAUAUCAUUUAUUUUACCAGGAAAGACAAAACAAAAAUCCUUUGAAUUUCAUUGACUGGUCACUUGGUUUUACAGCUCAGCCUCAUCAGAGCCUCUCGCUGUUUUUUCAUAUUAACUCUACAUAUUAGACGUGUGUGCUAUCUGCCAGCAUUUAUCUUUUUAAAUUAGACAUUUGGGAGACAUGGCGCGUUAUUAAGAAAGGGUUCACACUCUCACCAAUAUCCUGCUGAAUCUAUACAGCCCUGAAGCACUGCGGAGUAACUAUGGCAACAUAUGGGGUGCUAUAAGACUGCGGCGUGUUGAGAUGGAGUGUAGGUUGGGUCAGCAUCUGUUGUAGUGUACAACCAGGGAGCUUUGCAUAAUAUACAUCUGACCAAAAUGUGUUGACCAAAUAAUCAUGACAUGAUAUUCUGGUUAGUCGCGUCGCCAGAAUUUACUCACUAAUGCUUUAUUAACUACAUCAUCAUCACACAGCAAUGAUCUUAAGAUUCCAACCUCUUUGUGUGGGAAAACUAUUUAAAAAUGCUGCAGAGUGAUGGAAAAUAAUUGUAACGGUGGUACGAAGGGACUGGUUGUCAUAGCGAUGGUAGAAAGAUCCUGUUACAAGGGAACCUUAACUGAGUUUAUCGCUUGGAGGAUAGGACCAAUCUUUAUUUUUGGUAAAAUUAUGUAGUAAAUGUUAAUGUACAUUAAGAAACAAAAUACAUGCCUGAGGUUUAUAGUUUAAUAUUCAAAAGUAAUGCACUUUUUGUGAAAAUUUUAAGUUUCCUUUAUAUGAAAUAUACACCAUGUAGAAAGCCAUGCUCAAGUUAAUGGAACGUUCAGGCGUUUAAACAACACUAUAGUCUAUUAUUAGACGGUUAGGAGUGAAAGCCUUUGUUAGGAAACAAAAUGACUUGAAUCAAAGCAGUUUUGAGUAAAGACUGAGGUUAAUGUCCAUGUUACACUUCUGACAAGACUCAAAGAUGUCGUUCCACUGGUGACGUUGUGCAGACUAACCAAAGGGAUUUUAAGGUUGUGUGUGAUCUAGCUGGACAGAAGCAGAGACCAUGAACUCUCAUCCCUUCCCUUUUAUUGACAGUAGUUUGUGCAACGUCAGUAGUCAGCUUGUAUGAUUUCACAAGGCUAUGACUGGGUAGAAAUUCCUGUACAAAUAGUUUUUGGGUCCAGUUUUUGUAUUCAUGCAAAGUUGAAAUUACUUUGGUUUGUCUGCAGUACCCUACCCAUAGUACUACUUAAUUAGAAUUACAUUUGUGAGUCUUGUCAGAGACUUAAAAUAGCUACCUGGUAUUUAUUUCGAUAUUACUCCAUAGCCUGAAGCGCCAACAUUGAUUGCCAUAUUGUUGCAAACAUAUAUAUUUUGAUUUCACUGAAAACUGCUUUAAUUUAAGUUGUUUUGAUGCCUACCAAAAGAGUUACCAUCUAAUAAUCAACAUAGGAAUGUUUA
Molecule: messenger RNA, 3438 nt
Organism: Cololabis saira (Pacific saury)
Lineage: Eukaryota; Metazoa; Chordata; Actinopteri; Beloniformes; Belonidae
Gene: mtmr9
Product: myotubularin related protein 9
Exons: 10
Coding region: 60-1742 (560 amino acids)
Biological process (GO): negative regulation of autophagy
Source: RefSeq, a predicted model, not a curated record